GACACUCAGUGCAGACGACCUGGGGUACUCAGUGGUGGCCCUUAAAAAGGCCCACCACCGAGCUCCUGGUCAACAGUCACACCCAAGCUGCUCCUCCGCGACAGGGUCCACCAGCCAUGGCUUUCAAGUGCGCUGUGCUCGCGCUGGCCGCUGCCGCCUGCCUCUUGUCCACUGUCUCGGCGAGUCCAGUGGCGGAGCAAGUCCGGUUGCCCUGCAGCCAACAGGUCCUCGACUGGCUUGACGGCAAGGUCCAGACCUGCUGCAGCGAUUUGCCGUCCUUCGUAUUCCCCGAGACCAAGAAGCUGUGUGGCUGGCAAGUCACCACCCUGGCGGCGGAAAAACCCGCGUGCUCUCUGGACGACGUUCCCCGAAAUCUGAAGACCUGCCUCAGCAUCUUCAGCGACAUCAUCUCUGACAAACAGAGCACGACUGCUGUGAACUGCAUCAAGGACGCCAUCAAAGCAGGGAUUUGAAGUCGUCCGAGUUCAACUAAUGUGAAUUAAUGCCAUGAGCAAAUAAACACCCUAGAAAUGA
Thrips palmi is the source of this 534-nucleotide messenger RNA. RefSeq lists its product as uncharacterized. The transcript has 2 exons. The record is from RefSeq and is a predicted model, not a curated record. The coding region runs from base 117 to 473 and encodes 118 amino acids. NCBI's taxonomy places the organism in Eukaryota, Metazoa, Arthropoda, Insecta, Thysanoptera, Thripidae.